AUCUAAACCAAUCUAAUGAUUGUAAUGAUUCUUUAGACAAUGCUAAUGCUAAUGUUAAUAUCAAUGUCAGCACCAAUGCUAAUAUCAAUGCUAAUACCAAUAUUGAUCCCAACACCAAUAUUAAUAUCGAAAUCAAUGCCAGCACCAAUACCAAUGUCAAUGCCAACAUCAACAUCAAUGCUAAUGCCAAUAUUGAUACCAACACCAACAUCAAAGUUGAUGCCAAUAUCGAUAUUGAUGCCAACACCAAUGCAAAUAUCAAUGCCAACGUCAAUGUUAAUGCCAACACCAAUGGUA
This is a messenger RNA of Racocetra persica, 297 nucleotides long. The record is from the annotation of a GenBank genome assembly. Lineage: Eukaryota; Fungi; Glomeromycota; Glomeromycetes; Diversisporales; Gigasporaceae.